GUUGUCCUCUAUGGGGCCGGCCGGCGAUUUGGUUUCUUCUUGGGCAAAUGCCCAAAUCCGACGCAGUCGGCAACAAACCAAACCCCGACUCUUCCAACCGGAAGAUCACGCUCAUAUCUAUGAUGCAGAAUCAUGGCCAUGGCUGGCAUAUUUGAUGGGCCAGGCCCCAGAAACCCGCUGUUAG
Diversispora eburnea is the source of this 184-nucleotide messenger RNA. NCBI's taxonomy places the organism in Eukaryota, Fungi, Glomeromycota, Glomeromycetes, Diversisporales, Diversisporaceae. The record is from the annotation of a GenBank genome assembly.